ACUCAAGGCAGAUUCCUGAGUGAGAACUCAGCUUUAAUAAAGAGCUAUUUUGUUUUUGCGCCUGUGUUUGUAGGUGGGAGCGAGAGAGAGAGAUAGAUCACUCUCAGGAGGAUAUCUAAUCAAGGAAAUCGCCAGUCUAUAGGAGAGUUCUUUAUCAACCUCUGUGGAGAUCACCCCCUUGGAAAGACUUUCAAAUGUCUAAGCGAAGCAAUAAACCCACCCAAAUAGGGACAUCGGGAGUCGAAGUGGAUAUGGAAGUUACGAUUCUCCGCAGCAGCAGAGUGGUGUUAGACGAUGAAGUCGUUCCAGCAGAGAUCCUGAUCUCCAAUGGCACAAUCGCCAAAAUUUUGCGGGGAGGAAGCAGAACCCAGAGCCACGUUGAGAAGGGAAGUCUGGGGCAGGUGCUGGAUGUUGGCGACUUAGUGGUUAUGCCUGGAGUUGUAGACUGUCACGUUCACAUCAAUGAGCCGGGACGCACAGACUGGGAGGGCUACUACUCUGCGACCAGGGCUGCAGCGGCUGGGGGCAUCACAACUGUGGAGGACAUGCCACUGAACUGUAUACCUCCAACCACCACCCUGUCAAACCUUCAUACCAAGCUGAAGAAAGCCAGAGGACAGUGCCACGUGGAUGUGGCCUUCUGGGGAGGGGUGAUACCUGGAAAUCAGGCAGAGCUUCUGCCUAUGCUGAAAGCCGGAGUACUGGGGUUUAAGUGUUUCUUAAUUGCCAGUGGCGUGGAAGAAUUCCCCCACGUCCGCUACAAGGAUUUGGAAAUGGCGAUGAAUGAACUGCGAGGCACAGACAGUGUCCUAUUGUUCCAUGCAGAAGAAGAACUGCAUCUGGAAGUUGAUAGCGCUGAGGAUGCCGAUCCAUCGGAGUACAGUACAUUCUUAGCCUCUCGUCCCGACUCCAUGGAGGUGAAAGCUAUUCAGACCAUCAGUGAACUCUGCCUGCAGUACAAGGUGAGAUGCCAUAUUGUGCACCUUUCCACAGCUCACGCCCUACCCGUCAUCAGAGAGGCUCGUCGCAAAGGGGCUCCCCUCACAGUAGAGACGACACACCAUUAUCUCACCCUGGCUGCCAGCCUCAUUCCUCCAGGGGGAACCUACUUUAAGUGUUGCCCCCCUAUCAGGAGCCAAAGCAAUCAGGAACAGUUGUGGUUGGCCCUACGGAACAGAGAUAUUGAUAUGGUGGUCUCAGACCAUUCCCCCUGCUCUCCGGACUUAAAACACUUGGACAGCGGGGACUUUCUCCAGGCCUGGGGAGGGAUCUCCUCUUUGCAGUUUGGUCUCCCUCUUUUCUGGACCUCAGCAAGACGCAGAGGAUUUUCCUUGUGUGAUGUGGCGGAGCUGCUGUGUAAGAAUCCGGCCAAGAUGAGUGGACUGGGACUGAGGAAAGGAUCCCUGUUGCCAGGACUGGAUGCCGAUUUGGUGAUCUGGGAUCCAGAUGGAGAGUUCCAGGUGACUGAAAAUAUGAUUCAGCACAAACACAAGCUGACCCCGUACCUUGGAUUCCACCUCCAGGGAAAGGUUUUCGCCACUAUCUUACGUGGCAGGCUCAUCUAUAUGAAUGGGAAGUUCACCUCCACUGCUCAAGGUGACGUACUUCUAGUGCAAAACAAGAUGCCUGAAAAAACUGCCAUAUCCUAUGACUAAAGGGAUAUUUGCAGACGGUGAUGUGAAAAUGGCCACCAUAUUCAAUCGUAUUUAUUGAGCGCUUACUGUGUGCAGAGCACUGUACUAAGUGCUUGGGAAGUACAAGU
Messenger RNA from Tachyglossus aculeatus (Australian echidna), 1762 nucleotides. Its product is annotated as allantoinase, mitochondrial-like. Gene Ontology annotation, cellular component: cytoplasm. The coding region runs from base 195 to 1655 and encodes 486 amino acids. The record is from RefSeq and is a predicted model, not a curated record. Gene Ontology annotation, biological process: allantoin catabolic process; purine nucleobase catabolic process. Gene Ontology annotation, molecular function: zinc ion binding; cobalt ion binding; allantoinase activity. Lineage: Eukaryota; Metazoa; Chordata; Mammalia; Monotremata; Tachyglossidae. The transcript has 12 exons.